This is a messenger RNA of Cryptotermes secundus, 826 nucleotides long. RefSeq names its product protein spire homolog 1 (gene spir). Gene Ontology annotation, cellular component: cell cortex; cytoplasmic vesicle membrane. The transcript is spliced from 6 exons. Gene Ontology annotation, molecular function: actin binding. Gene Ontology annotation, biological process: intracellular transport; actin nucleation; cleavage furrow formation. The record is from RefSeq and is a predicted model, not a curated record. The annotation marks the transcript as partial. NCBI's taxonomy places the organism in Eukaryota, Metazoa, Arthropoda, Insecta, Blattodea, Kalotermitidae.
UUGGUAUCGUACCUGGGAAUCGUCUUGUUUCAUGCAUUGGACUUCGGGUUGAGCGAAGAAGAGGAGCGACAUCUCAGUCCGGACCUCGAGAGGCUUAUAGACAUGAUGACAGCUUCCGAUAACGUCCCGGAAAGACUGCAGGAGACCGACGAUGAAGGCAUCGAGCGGGACUCAGGCGAAGGAGAUGACGAGUCCAGCAGUUCUCCUCACCACGUCACGCUGUCGAAAGUCAUCGACCGAUGCUGUAAUCACCUUGGCGCUCCGUCCCCACAGCAGGCUGACGCACAUUACCGAGCCGUAUGCCGGGCGCUGGUCGCCGAGGCGCUCGAGCUGUCGUCCUUUCUUGAGAAGGUUUCUCAGGGGACCCAAGAGUUGCGAGCCAAGGCGGAGGCGGCGUCGACGGAUCUGGACAAGCUCCAGUUCUCAGACUGGACGGGCCUUAGGAUUUGGAGAACGCUGCAAGCGCGGCUCUGGGUUCAGGUGAUCCACGAGUUGCGGCACGGGGUGAAACUGAAGAAAGUGGAUUACAGUCACACUCCUAUUGAGUACGAACUCACUCCUUACGAGAUCCUGAUGGAUGAUAUCCGGUCUCGACGCUACAAGCUCAACAAGGUCAUGGUGGACGGCGACAUACCCCAUCGCAUCAAGAAGGAUGCCCAUGCCAUCAUCCUAGAAUUCAUCCGUUCCAGACCCCCACUGCGCAAGGCUUCUGACCGCAAACUGGCACCUCCCCGUAGCAGGCCUUCCACUCCGAGGGAGCUACUCAUGGAGUCUAUCAAGAAGGGUCGGAGGCUGAAGCCCUCUCUGAACCCGCUCAAGAAGAAAU